CAUGGUUUACUUUAUUUGUUAUUGUACAUAAAUAUUAUCUAGCAGCAAAUGGUCUCCACACCCCGCCAAUAGACUGAACAAGAAACUGAACAAUUCGUUGUGUUCAUGAAGGAAUUGGUUGUUGAAGGCAAGAGGGCAGAUGCCGAUCAAUUUAAGCCAGGGGCAUUUCAAAAACUGGCGGACAAGAUGAAUGAGAAGUUUCCUAGAUGUGGUCUCACUGUGAAGCACAUCAGAAACAAACACAAGCGCCUGAAAGAAAAAUAUAUGUUUGUGGCUGAGAUGUUAGGUUGUAGUGGUUUUGGGUGGAAUUUUGAAAAGAUGUGUGUUGAAGUGGAUAGUAAACAAGUAUUGGAAGCGUGGGGAAAGGGUCGCAAUGUUACACUCUACACUCCAGGCAAGCCAUUUUCUUUGUUUGAACAUCUUGAGAGCAUUUUUUGCAAGGAUAGAGCUACUGGUCUUGAUGCAUGUAGUGGAAAAGAUGCUGAAGAAGAUGUCACACCGGGCUCUAGAUUUGCUGCGGCCACAGCUGGUGGGUUGGGUUUAGGCGGAGACGAUGUUGACAUGGAGGACUUAGCAACUGGCGAGAGCGAACUACCCAAUACUUUUUCAACCUCAUUUGCUUCGUCAAGUGAGAAAAAUCAAUGACGUCACACUGCAACUAGAAAAAGCAAUGAUGCUACAGUCCUAUCAAACUUAGCUGAAACUUUUAAAGCUGCGGUUGAGGAUCAAGGAAAGCAUGUGCAGGUACUAGCCAAUGCAAUGUCUGGUGUUAAUGAGCAAGUGAAUCUUGGCCGAACGCUGAAGAGUCUUGGUUUUAACACAAUGGAGAUCGUGCAAAUUGCAAAGAAAUUUGUGCAGAAUCCAAAAUUGAAGGCAACCUUUUGGAGUUUGGACGAAGAAAAGGCGACAUUCGCAUGAGAUAUAAUGGAAAACUUUUAGUUAUUGUUGGGUGUAAAUGGUGGUCUUAGUAGUUAACUUAUUAUGGUCUCUUUUGCUAAAACUUAUUAGACUUUUCUGCAUUA
This is a messenger RNA of Arachis ipaensis, 1022 nucleotides long. NCBI's taxonomy places the organism in Eukaryota, Viridiplantae, Streptophyta, Magnoliopsida, Fabales, Fabaceae. The record is from RefSeq and is a predicted model, not a curated record.